GCCCCGCCUCCGCCCCUGCCCGGCGCUGCGCUCGCGGAAGCAUGGAGGGCGAGAGCACGUCGGCGGUGCUGUCCGGCUUUGUGCUCGGCGCGCUCGCGUUCCAGCACCUCAACACCGACUCGGACACGCCCCCUUUUUCUGUGGUGAAAGUUGGUCGUGGAAGGAUGGCGAGUCCGCAGAGCCUUCUCCCAACUCCGCUAGGAAGGUGCCGGUUAACUUUCCGUUUCUGACGACCGGCGGUAGCUUUCCAGGACCGCCGGGUUUUCUCGUGCGCGGCGGCGGCUGUGCGUGUCUGUGGAAGUGCUGGGCUAGGGAGCGAUCGAACAAGGAAGGUUUUCUUCUUGGGGAAGUGAAAGGUGAAGCCAAGAAUAGUAUUACUGAUUCCCAAAUGGAUGAUGUUGAAGUUAUUUAUACAAUUGACAUCCAGAAAUACAUUCCAUGCUAUCAGCUUUUCAGCUUUUAUAACUCUUCUGGUGAACUAAAUGAGCAAGCACUGAGGAAAAUACUAUCGAGUGUCAAAAAGGCUGUGGUUGGUUGGUACAAAUUCCGACGUCAUUCAGACCAGAUCAUGACAUUUAGAGAGAGACUGCUUCACAAAAACUUACAGAAGCAUCUUUCAAGCCAGGAACUUGUUUUUCUACUGCUAACACCAAGCAUAAUAACAGAAAGCUGCUCUACUCAUCGGCUGGAGCAUGCCCUAUAUAAACCUCAAAAGGGGCUUUUUCAUAGGAUACCUUUAGUGGUGGCCAAUCUGGGCAUGUCCGAACAACUGGGUUAUAAGACUAUAUCAGGUUCCUGUGAGUCUACUGGUUUUAGCCGAGCAGUAAAAACACAUAGCUCUGAAUUUUUUACAGAAGAUGGAUCUUUAAAGGAGGUACAUAAAAUAAAUGAAAUGUAUGCUUCUUUACAAGAGGAAUUAAAGAGUAUAUGCAAGAAAGUAGAAUACAGUGAGCAAGCAGUAGAGAAACUACUAAAGGAUGUAACCAGAUUGAAACGGGAAAUUAAAAAAAGAAAACAGGCACAAACCCAAGCAGCACGAGAGAACAUCGAAAAAGACCCUCAGGAGAACAUUUUUCUUUGUCAAGCUUUACGGACCUUUUUUCCAGAUCAAGAAUUUCUUCAUUCAUGUGUUAUCUCCUUGAAAAACAGGCAUAUCUCUAAAAGUAGCUGCACUGCCAACCACCAGCUCAAUGUGAUAGACAACCUGACCUUAAUGGUAGAAUACACUGACGUUCCUGAAGCUAGCCCAGCUAGCGGCACACCACAGAUGCUUAAACGUAAAGCUUUAGAUACCGAUGAUGGAUGGCAAUUGAAGAAGUCACGGCUGUUAGAGAUACAAAACAAACCAUCUAAAACAGAUCCUGAUAGUAGUAAUCAAGAAAAAGCAUCCACAGUGAGCAGCCCGGAAACAGAUGAAGACAUUGAAAAAAUGAAGGGUUCUGGUGAAUAUCCACAGUCUCCUACAUUUUGAUCCUUUUAGACCAAAAGGAGAUUUUUAAUUAGCUGAAGGGUAAAGCCAUUUAUAUUGUUUUUACCAAAUCCAGGUAUUUGCAGAAAUACAUACAUUCUAGUGCAUUUAUUUCUUAAAGUACUUUAUUUUAAAACCAUAACCUUUUUUGCCCCCCCACCCUUUAAAGAUUUUAAGUAAUUCCUCCGCCCAACAUGGGGCUUAAACCCACAACCCCAAGAGCAAGUCACACAUUACACCAACUGAACCAGCCAGGUGCCCCCUGCCCCCUUUUAUGAAACUCUUGAGGGAAAAGCUUAAGUGAUAUUCUUUUAAACUUCUAUAGCAUUCUUUUUUUUUUUUUUUAAGAUUUUUUAAUUUUUUUUUUUUUUUACUUAUUUAUGAUAGUCACACAGAGAGAGAGAGAGAGAGAGAGGCAGAGACAUAGGCAGAAGGAGAAGCAGGCUUCCCGCAAGGAGCCCAAUGUGAGACUCAAUCCCAGAUCCCAGGAUCACGCCCUGAGCCAAAGACAGACACUCAACCACUGGGCCACCCAGGCAUCCCACUUCUAUAGCAUUCUUUAGAAUUGGAAAAGACUAGCCUUAUUUUCAUGAUAGGAAAAGGAAAAAAAGAUGUCUAAGGUAAUAUGAAGUGUAUUUCAUUUUUAAGUCAUAAUUCCUGCUCUUUAGGUUAUAAAUGGCUGGGGUUGCCAGAUAAAAUACCGGAAAACAUGCAAUAUUAGGCAUUAAAAACUUAUUCAUUGUUUAAGUGAAUAACUGAAUCUGAAUUCAAAUUUAAUUGCAUGUCUUCUAUUUGUUUGCUAAAUCCGGCAGUUCUCUAAUUAUGGCAAAACUAUAAUGCAGCAGCACAAAUACCUCUCCCUAGUCUAGAGUCCUCUACACAAAAUUCAGUGAAUCCAGAAUUUGAGUACAGAACAAGCCUGGUAAUGCAGUGUGUCUGAGAUCAGCAGCUGGUCAAGUAGCUGAAAAGGCCAGUUCAAGUAGGGCUCAAAAAUGGAACAUAUGUGUAUAUAUGUAUACAUAUGUCUAUCACAGAUUUCACUAUAACAUAAGGCAGAAUUGUACCUUCAUUUGCCAACCUUUUGUUGCAGAACUAGGAACUUUUCUGGGAGUAUAUUGUUGUUCCUAUGUAAAUCAUAUUCCUUACUUAACCUUUACAAUUCCCAGUUUUAGUUUCUUUAAAGUGAAUUAAUUUAAAGAAACCUGGAAGCAAAGCAACCUUAGUACAAAACACUACUUUUUUCAUUUCACAGCACCCUCCUACUUCCAGCCUUCAGUUGUCCUAACCACACCUAACUUGACAACUGUUUUCUUAAAGCUAUUUUUUUUACAAGCCUUUCAAAAGCAUUUACUUCAUUUUCAUUGCAACAAUAACUUUGAUGCUUAUACUUCAUUAAUACAAUGACAAGCAAGUGACACAGGUCUGGGAACAAAAUAGCUGACUCUUGGCAAUGUAAAACUCAAUAGGUUUGAAGAGUCAUGGGCUUCACUAUGAUUUUUGAUGAUGUAAAGCCCGGUUUAAUUCAGUAAGUUGGUUAAGUGGAGGUUGGCUAACAGAGCUUUUAUUGUGCUUUUGUAUUUGUCUUUUCCAUAAUUGUGAGAAUUUUCCAUCAAGCCUAUACAUCAUAUGAAGCCUUCAUGUUUUACUCAGUGGAUGAAAUACUGGACAUAGACUUUGACCAUUGCUUUUCUAUCUGCUACUUCCUAAGUGACAACAAAUUCAUAGCUACUAUCAAAACUGUCUUUUAUCUGUGUUAACAUGCGUUAGUUACUGUGGGGUGCUAAUGAAGCCCACGUAACAGGGAUGGCCUGUACAAAUGAGUUUCUGUUGGGAUUGCUUAACUGGUUGCCUAAGAAGCACUGUAGUGUAACAUCACCAGGCAGAAGGGUAAUAUGUUGGCAGUCUGCAGCCUAAUUUAAAAAUAACCACAAACAUCACUAGAGCAUAUAGAACACCACAUAGAAUGUAGAUUAGGACUAAAUGCAAUAAACAGCUAAACUACUAGAGGUCACCAGAACACAGGACUGCUGGUUGACCUGUGAGCUGGAUUGAAGCAAAGAUUCUUCACCCCCUCCUGUCUUUGGAAUGUACAUUUUGCUUACUGUUGACACACUGGGAGCUGUUCCAAGGACAUAGACUUAAAAAAAAGUAAGGUGUUGACACCAUUUGGGUUGUGUGUGUGACUGAACCCAGUUAAGGUCUCAGUAUAAACUUUUAAGAGUGGCAGGCAGGUGCAGAGAUCUACUUGUCUUGUGGCUACCCAAGACAAACUUCCUAAGUAAGUUACCUUGCUUAUUAAGCCUGCCUCCUACAUACCUGGAGCUGUCUGCCUCUUCAGUCCUUCCCUGCCCUCCAUGUACCAGUUUAUAAACCAACAGAUAAAACAGGCUAGACAAAUGCAGAAGCAGUAAGUAACCAACAUAAGCAAAUGUCUUCUGAAGACCAUAGCUUAAGAUUUUUCGAAGACUGCUUACGAAGACUCUUCAGAGUUCAUUUUGUUAAAACGCUGUAUAGAAUGUUACUUGAGUCAUACUUGUACACAACAGUCCAUCUUUGAGGAAAGAUGCUAAACUUUAAAUCAGAGAAUCUUGCUGAGGUCAGUCAAUACUGGCUAAACUUCCAUAAUUAAGUUUCAUGACCCACAUUUCAGGGUAUUAAAUGAAAAGAAGGAAACGGGUCCUUAUCUCCCCCCCCCCCCGCCCCCCGCCAAUUAUCAUCUUUUGGCGAUUAGUUUGUAUCACUGGACUAAGAUACAACGACAUAGUCAUAGACCAUCUACCUAUGGAUCAUUUUAAAAAUGUGCUAUCAGUUUUAGGAUAGACUAGCCCAAGAUUAAAUGUUAGAUCCUGUGACUGCUACUACCCAUCCCCAUGUAAAAGCUCUACAAAGGGAAGAUCCACUGUCCUAGCCAGGCAAACUUCUAUUUGUUAGUUAGAAAAUCUGAGCAAUUUCAAAUCCACACCCUGUCACAUGGAAUUUGUACAUUGAUACAAGCAUUCCACCUUCAUGCACCCAUAUCCCUUAAAUCCUAUUUAUAAGACAGAAUCUGGGCCUGAUGGAAAAUUACAAUACAAAUCAUUCCUUCCAUGUUUGAAAUCCCAAUGAGUUGUUUAAGCUAACUGGGACCAUUGUACAGUACCAAUUUUUAAAAUUUGUAUGUAUGUAUGUAAAAUGUAAUAAGUAUUAACGUUUUAAGUAAUUUGUUUACUUUAAAACAGUGAAGAGGAAGCUUUACUCAAAUACAUUUUCCUUAUGAGAUUUCAAUUAUUAAUUAAAAACAAUACUUGGGAAUGCCUGAAUGGUCAGCGGUUGAGCAUAUGCCUUCCACCCAGGGCAUGAUCCUGGAGACUUGGGAUCAAGUCCCACACCGGCUCCCUGAAUGGAGCCUGCUUCUCCCUCUGCCUAGGUCUCUGCCUCUCUAUCUCUGUCUCUCAUGAAUAAAUAAAACUUAAACAAAAGCAAUACUUUGAUAAGAUUUAGCCUAUUUUCUACCCAAAGUUUAUUAAAUCUUAUCAUUUGGAUCAGUAUUAGAAUCAUACAACCAUUUAUUGUAAAAUAUGUUUAUUGAUAAAACUCCUGUAAUUUACUCCCGAUACUUGAUGUUACAAACUUUAGGGUCUUUGAGAAAUGCAGGAUCCUUGUAUGUAACUGGCAUAAACCCUGUAAAAAAGAUAAUGAAAGUGCUUCACAAAAGAUAAUGAGCAAAGUUUUAAUUAGCUCAAUUCAGUUUUUCAGGUGCUUACCCAUUAUUUGAGCUCUCUUAAUUGCUUUUGUGAUUUCUUUCUGUUUCUUCCCACAAAGACCUAUAAAAAAUGCUUUCAUAUUCAUAAAAUAUAUCAACACUCAAAAAAUGCGUAACAACUAGGGACACCUGAAUGGCUCAGUGAUUGAGCAUCUGCAUUUGGCUCCGGGUGUAAUCCUGGGAUGCAGGAUCUGGAAUCCAGAAUCCUGCAUCAGGCUUCUUGCAGGAAGCCUGGUUCUCCCUCUGCCUAUGUCUCUGCCUCUCUCUUCUCUAUGCCUCAUGAAUAAAUUAAAUAAACAAACAAACAAACAAACAAUCUUUUUUAAAAAAAAUGCAUAACUACUUAUCUUAAGGCCAGGUUGGAAAACCUGUAAAAAUAGCCAGGCGGUAAAUAUAUUAGGCUUUGCGGGCCAUACAGUCACUGUCAUAAUUACUCUGAUGUAGCUCACAAAGCAGCCAUAGACACAAUGUAAACUAAGCUACUUAAAAAAACAUGGCAGAGCAGACUUGGCCCGUAGGCAGUAGGCCCCUGGCUUGAAUAAGUAAUCCAGGAAUUAUUACAGUAUACUGUAAAACAUCAAUGCAAUUUUCUUAAGUCCUAAUUUUUUUACAUGUCCACCUACAGUUAACUCUGAGCAUAAGACGACAUGUAAAAUAAUAAUCCUUUUGGCCUACAAAGAGGCCUUCUCAAAGUACCUGUACUAUUUGGUCUACUAUUGAUUUAUAGCACAACUUGAAAAUUUGACAAAAUUUUUCUUAAAUAACAGAGGUAGAUAUGUAUAAUAAAAAACUUUUUAUAAGUUUUUAUAAGUUGCUAUAAUAGAAAACAAAAUACCUGUUAUGUGCCUUCCAUAAAUGCAUCCAGUAAAUGGAGAAAUAAACUGGGACAAAAGCUGUUUUGAGUUUUUUUUGGAGGAGAAAAAAAAUUUACAUCAAUACAUUUGUUUAACCUUGAUUAUGUAAAUUAAAGAAUUAUAUAUUACUUUCAAGUUAUGUAAAGGUUUAUUAAUUUCAGACAAACUUCAUGAAAUAAAAAUACUAAACUGUG
Canis lupus familiaris (dog) is the source of this 6258-nucleotide messenger RNA. RefSeq names its product abraxas 1, BRCA1 A complex subunit (gene ABRAXAS1). Gene Ontology annotation, molecular function: microtubule binding; polyubiquitin modification-dependent protein binding. The coding region runs from base 389 to 1471 and encodes 360 amino acids. The record is from RefSeq and is a predicted model, not a curated record. Gene Ontology annotation, cellular component: nucleus. Gene Ontology annotation, biological process: attachment of spindle microtubules to kinetochore; mitotic spindle assembly; protein K63-linked deubiquitination. The transcript has 10 exons. NCBI's taxonomy places the organism in Eukaryota, Metazoa, Chordata, Mammalia, Carnivora, Canidae.